UGCAUUAUGAAAAUAUGGGAUGGCAUAAGGACAAGUUCUACGUAACCAGGAAGUGAGGACUCUGCACAUGUUCGACAGAGUACGACAGCACAAGGUGAAGAUAAUGCAUGCAGGAACAGAAAGGAAUGAAGGAUGAGUGAAGUUAUGGAGAACAAAAGUAGGCUGAAUCCUGAGGCAGUCUGUGCUUAAGUUAAAAAAAAAAAAUAGCACCAAAGUAAGAGAUAGGCAAGUAACUAAGGACACAGUGUGCUGCUAGGUGAAAUAUACAGGAAGUGCCAAUACAGUGGCAGAGAGCUGUCUGUUCUCCCAGCACUGCAGAGGCAGCCCGAUCUGAUCUAUAUUACAAGUUCCAAGACUGCCAGGAUUACAUGAUGCUUGCUGACUCCCAGUAGGAAGAGUGAGAGGCUGCAGCAGCGGAGCAGCACUACACAUUCCAUACCUUAGCAGGGCUGCUGAACAAUGGCACAGUACAGAGACAUUCUCAUUAAGGUCGUUUGGAAGAGAUUUUUAUAACCCUCUUCUCCGAGCCCUGUACUUUCAAAUCAACAGAAUGAAUCAAUCAAAACUGGAAAUGCCUCAACUACAUCAGGAACUCGUCAAAUCUUUAGCAGAGGGCCCACAACUAAUUCAGUGUACACAACUGACAAUUUGAAGAAUGCAACUGACUGAGAGGCACCCUAGCUCUCUGAACCACAAACUACUAGAUAUUCUUGUAAUACAUGAUUUUAAGACACUAAGGAGUUAAAGCCUCAGAUUAGCUGUGCUGGAACGGAACAAGCUGACAGCAUCCCAAGACGAUGCUACGUAGAAUAAUCACGGAAAGGCAAAAUAGACCUGUAAAAGCCUGAAGACCAACUGGUGAGCGGUUUUCAAAGGAAGAUCUCACACUUUAAUACAGCAGACUUAUGGACACUAUUGAUUCUGCAAGAAGCAGUGAAGCAAAAACUUCAAAAAGGAGAAUGUCAUGAUGUACCAGCAAGCCAAAUGAAGCUUUAGCAAAUGUUUUCUGCACUAUUUAGAUAUUCCUAUCAAUUGGUAUGACUAAUAGAGUUUUCCAUCCAAGCCUUAUGACCAAUUAUGCAUCCUCUUCUAAUGAGAACAAACCAAAUUAAAUAGCAGAUGGUUUUUAUCAAAAGAGCAUGUACUGGAUUUAUAAUAUAAAGCAAAUUAUGUGAUCAAGAAAUCAUUUCAAAACAAUGAGACCUGCUGCAGAAAGAGCCUGAAAACAAAUGGAUAUCUAAAUGCAUUUUAGAAGCUAGAAAUGUUGUUAUGUUUCCUUUUCUAUUUUCACAUAUUCUGGAAAAUAAAGAGACACAAUCUUGUAUUUCUUCAAAAAGAAAAUGCAAUUUCUAUCAUUUGAUGAAGUUUCAUUUGCCUGAAAAUUAUGUGCUGUUCUUUAGAAAUCCAUUAGUCAACUAAAUCUCACAAUUCAUACAACUCAAGUACUCAAAAAGCAAAUGAAUGAAUUCCUACAAAACAUGAAAUAAAACCCAGCUACUCCACUGUUACCAGGAAAACAAACUCAUGUCAAAACUGUCAAUGACAUCAUGUAUCAAUUUGUGGAAAACUACCCGGGUGAGCCAAAAGGCCCAUAAAGCAACAGUGAACAGGCGAAACACCAACUGCUCCAAAAGAAUGUGUUUUUCUCCUGUUCUGGAAAUCAACAUGCAGUCUGAAUCAAACGUCACCGUGCGAGAUGACAUUGAUGACAUCGACACCAAUAUGUACCAACCACUGUCAUACCCAUUAAGCUUUCAAGUAUCUCUCACUGGAUUUCUCAUGUUAGAAAUUGUGCUGGGACUCGGCAGCAACCUUACCGUCUUGGUACUUUACUGCAUGAAAUCCAACCUAAUCAACUCUGUCAGUAACAUUAUUACAAUGAAUCUCCAUGUACUUGAUGUAAUAAUCUGUGUGGGAUGUAUUCCUCUAACGAUAGUGAUCCUUCUGCUCUCACUGGAGAGUAACACUGCUCUCAUCUGCUGUUUCCAUGAAGCUUGUGUUUCCUUUGCAAGUGUUUCUACAGCAAUCAACGUUUUUGCUAUUACUCUGGACAGAUACGACAUCUCUGUAAAACCUGCAAACAGAAUUCUGACAAUGGGAAGAGCUGUAAUGCUAAUGACAUCCAUUUGGAUUUUUUCUUUCUUCUCAUUCCUGAUUCCAUUCAUUGAAGUAAACUUUUUCAGUCUCCAAAGUGGAAAUCCAUGGGAAAACAAGACCCUGCUGUGUGUCAGCACAAGUGAGUACUAUACUGAGCUUGGGAUGUACUAUCACCUUCUGGUUCAGAUCCCCAUCUUCUUCUUCACAGUUAUAGUCAUGUUGAUCACAUACACCAAGAUACUCCAGGCUCUUAAUAUCCGCAUAGGCACUAGAUUCUCAACAGGACAGAAGAAGAAAGCCCGAAAGAAAAAGACAAUCUCUCUAGCCACACAUGAGACCACAGACAUGUCACAAAGCAGUGCUGGGAGGAAUGUCGUAUUUGGUGUGAGAACUUCAGUUUCUGUAAUAAUUGCCCUCCGGCGAGCUGUGAAACGCCACCGGGAACGAAGAGAAAGGCAAAAAAGAGUCUUCAAAAUGUCAUUAUUGAUUAUUUCUACAUUUCUUCUCUGUUGGACACCAAUUUCUGUUUUAAAUACCACCAUUUUAUGUUUAGGCCCAAGUGACCUAUUAGUAAAAUUAAGAUUGUGUUUUCUAGUCAUGGCUUAUGGAACAACUAUAUUCCAUCCUCUCUUGUAUGCAUUCACCAGACAAAAAUUUCAAAAAGUCUUAAAAAGUAAGAUGAAAAAGCGAGUUGUUUCCAUAGUUGAAGCUGAUCCCAUGCCUAAUAAUGCUGUAAUACAUAACUCAUGGAUAGAUCCCAAAAGAAACAAGAAGGUUACCUAUGAAGACAGUGAAAUAAGAGAGAAAUGUUUAGUACCUCAGGUUGUCACAGACUAGAGAGAUGUCUCAGCGCCACCAAAUACAUUCAGAAGAAUUUUAAAUUUAAAUUGUAAAAACGAAAUUACUGCCAAAUGUAAGAGAAAACAUUCUAGGUACCGGUUAUGUUGUAAAUUUUCAAUGUGAAUGUCAAUUAGAUUAGGUCAUAUAUACUCAAUUUCUUUAUUAUUUAAUGUAUUUGUUGCAUGGCAGUUUGUUAAAAAGUAAUAUCAUGUGUAUAUUUUGUCAAUAUUAUGUCCAUCAGAAGAUAUCCAUGUAAGUCAUAUUUUCUAAAGAAUAAAUACGUAGCCUUAAAACAGUGUAUAACUUUAAAACAUAACUGACACAGGAAUCUACGUUUUUAAAAACAAUGUAUGAAGUCGAUUAUUUCUAAGCCACAAACUACAGAUAUAUUUAUAUGAUGGUGAGUUGCAUAAAGUAUUUAACACAAAAAAAUUAUAGGCUCAAAAAAAAUCAAAGCAAG
Messenger RNA from Apodemus sylvaticus (European woodmouse), 3397 nucleotides. RefSeq names its product G protein-coupled receptor 22 (gene Gpr22). The coding region runs from base 1525 to 2934 and encodes 469 amino acids. Gene Ontology annotation, molecular function: G protein-coupled receptor activity; peptide binding. NCBI's taxonomy places the organism in Eukaryota, Metazoa, Chordata, Mammalia, Rodentia, Muridae. Gene Ontology annotation, biological process: G protein-coupled receptor signaling pathway. Gene Ontology annotation, cellular component: membrane. The transcript has 4 exons. The record is from RefSeq and is a predicted model, not a curated record.